Molecule: messenger RNA, 7726 nt
Organism: Magallana angulata
Lineage: Eukaryota; Metazoa; Mollusca; Bivalvia; Ostreida; Ostreidae
Exons: 22
Coding region: 165-7037 (2290 amino acids)
Biological process (GO): protein ubiquitination; Notch signaling pathway
Source: RefSeq, a predicted model, not a curated record
CGUUCGUAGAAAAUGUUUUGCACACACGACAGCGAUACGGUUAGGCUCUCUGUUAGAAGAGAAUGAGGCCGGAAAAGAUGUAGAGGUGUUUACAUUUUUAAUGGGAAAUUAAUACAAGAGAGUUGGCAUCAAGCAUAAAACAUUAAACAAAAAAUCAACAAAUAAUGGCUACUGGUGGAGAAAUUGAAGAUGAGGAGAACAAACUGCUUAAUAUGUUGGAGAAAUGGUCAAUAGGUGAAGAAGAGAGAUGUACACCACAAUGUUGGACUGUUUCCGAAAUAGAAGUAUGGAACAAAAAAAGGAGUAUUCUAUUACCAGUAAAAAAUGUGCUCCCUGCCAUUUUACAGUUCCUUGUACAAAGACAACAAAAAGUAAUUUGCAAAAUUGCAGAAAAAAAUGGAUUUGACAUUCAUCUUGACAGGUCAAAAAAUCGCCUUGAAGCUGAGACUGUAGGUGAUCAAGAAGAAGAAGCAUUGGAUAAAAUGAUUGAGAAAUUUAUUCAAAAAAUUGAAGCUGUUUGUGACAUGUAUAGCGUUAAAGCUUUCGUAAUUGAGGACAAUGUUUGGCCGUGUGUUGAGAGAGAAUUUAAUGAGAAGGCAAAGGAUGCAUUCAAGGAGAGUUUUUUACAGGUCUACAAGAAAUGCGAGGGUACCUACUGUCUUAUUGGAUUUGCUGAGACUUUUGAAAAGUAUGCAUCCCUUCUUUUGUACAUAAGCAGUCAAUACAAAGCAAUCAGGAUAGAAAACAAGGAGCUGUUUGAUGCUCUAGAACUGGAAAAAAUCUUGGACUCAGGGUUCAAGCAGGUGAAGGUAGCUGUUCAUGGUGACCUGUUACUGCUACAAGGGGAGGAAGAAGUUAUCAAGGAAUGUGCCAAACACUAUGAAGAGCUAUCUAAAACAGAGAACAUGCAUUUUGCAAUAAGAGUUGUUUCUAAAAAUAUGUAUGAAUUUCUCAAACGGAAAAGGUCAAAAAUUUCCAGCUGUCUUUUUGCAAAAGGUUAUUGUGUUUAUUGGACAGUAAAAAAAGGAGGGGAGAAAUAUUUCCUUACUUGCAGUAGUAUUUCUGGAAAACCAGAAAAAGAAAUUGAUUUCUUAACUAAUUGCAUAGUGAAGGAAAUUGAACUUGACGAGAACUAUCUUCAAGGGGAACAAGUAAGCUCAAAGAUUGAACAGAUGGAGAAUGCUAAACUCUUUACAUCAGAAAGUGGGAUAAAAACUCUUUUGUAUUAUGGCAACAUAGAUUUCCUGGAAAAAGCUGAAGCUAAGGGAACCCAACAAAGGUUCUGGUUUGAUCAAACAAUUGCAAGCUCCGGGUUAUUAAGAUUCUUAAACAGAUUGGAAGUGCAGAGUUUUAUUAAUUCGAAACUUCCUAAUCAUGCUGCGAAGUGGUCCAUUAUUGAGGAUAAAAGAAAACUUAGAGUAAGCUGUCAAUGUUUAGCUGAAGUUGAUCGCCUUGUUUCCUUAAUAUUGGACCAAGUUUGGUGUGUUUCCAAACCUUCAGAAGUUUGCAAAACUGAUCCAGUGAAACAGUUCUUGAAGGAUCAUUCAAAUCUCGUGGAAAUUGAGCAAGAUGAAAAGUAUUGUACAUUUUAUGUCACAGUGGAUCUUAAGGAUGAGUUGGGAAGGUUGUUAGGAGUACAAGCUUUGAGCGAAAUUGAUGAAGAUGAAAAUGAUUCUGAAAUAUGCAGUGAAAUACCCACAGAAAGAGUGAAUGUGUUUAUCGAACCAGAUAUUAAGAUAUACCUAUUUAAAAGAUGCAAUGCUCAAUUGACAAAAAUUAGUGAGGACUUCAAUGUUUGUAUAUCAUAUAAAGGAACAAGUUUGGAGUUGAAAGGCAAAUCAAAGGAAAAUGUGUUGCAUGCAAAACAGGAUCUGCUAGAGCUGCUCAAUAGUGUUGUUUAUCAAAAAGACAUAGUCAGAAUAAAAAGGGAAUCAUGGAAUAUUGAAAUACUGAAAAAAAAGAUAAAUGAAUUGGAGCAAAAAAAUCCAUGUUCAUUUAUGCUUUCUAAAAAAGAUGAAGAACCAGAGUAUCUUAAAUGUUGGGAUGCUCAAAAUGUUCGCAUUGUUGCUGCUGAAGGUAGUCUAGAAGAUACAAUGUGUGAUGUGUUGGUUUGUUUCAUGGACCAAAACUUGCAACCUGUGGGAAGGUCAAGUAAAAAGAUAUUUAUGACAGGUAGAUGGACAGAAAUAGAAGAUGCUGUAAAAAACAUUAAAGAAUUACAGAGAAAAAAUUGGUUACCAAAUUCAUCUAAAUGCAAAGUGUAUUCAUCAGGAGAGACUGGGUUCUUAAAAUGUAGACAAUUACUUUUUGUAAGCUCAGAGAAUUUGCUGAAAGACAUUGAGGAGGUAUGGAAUAAGGUUCUUGAAGAUGCUUAUGAAAACCAAUGGCGCAGCAUUUGUUUCCCUAUGGAGUUGUCGCUGAUUACUGAUGGAAUUCUUGCUGGAUUUUUGUCUAUUCUAGCUAAAGGGGUUUCUAAAAGAUUGAAGAACAGUCUUGAAAUCCAAUUUUGCACAUGGGAUACAAAUGAAUCAUUAAGGGGAAGGAUUCUUGAUAUUUUCCAUCAAUAUUUAUCCUCAAGAUAUAUACCAAUACAUUGUCUUGCAGAUGAAAAGGAAAGGAUGCAAGGCACAAAGAAAAGUUUGCAUUCCUCAAUUGAAGUGAAAUUAGAAAAGGGAUCAUUUUUGGAAGUAGCUGAAGCAAAGAAGGUGGAUGUGAUUGUAAAUUCAACAAAUUGUAAAUUAAAUCUUACAAAAGGAUUGGUUUCUCGUAUCAUUCUUGAAAGAGGUGGUAAAGAAAUAGAAGACGAAUUGAGUCGCAACUAUAAAAAUGGCAUUGAGUUUGGAAGCAUUGCAAUAUCCUGUGGUCAUCCUGUUGGAUUUCAGAAAAUAUUCCACUGUGCACUGUAUGAUAAAUGGGUUUCAACAGGAAAUUUUUCUUUAAAGGUUUUGAAAAGUCUUAUAACAAGAUGUCUGUUAAACAUGGAAAAAGAAGGCCUCCACACAAUAGCAUUUCCAGUAUUAGGAACAGGAAAGCUUGGCUAUCCAUACAUCCCUGUUGCCAAAACAAUAAUGGAAUGUGUGACUGACUUUGGAAAACAACAUCAAAAAACUUGCAUUCAAGCAGUUUUUAUUGUUGUACAUGAAGCUGAAAAACAUUGUGCACAGGUGUUUGAGGAUGUUUUUGAGGAUGGUUUUGAGGAUGUGUUUAAAGAUCCUGACAUUACAUCACAAUUGAAAUUUGGAGAUAUAUUUUCAAAGCCAACAGUCAGCUUUUUGGAAUACAGAAUGUUAGACAGAGGAAUUUUGCUUCAAGUAUUGCCUGAAGAUAUUGAUGAACUGGUGGAUGCUGUGAUUAAAUUUUCUAGCGAUGAUAAUGCUAGUGGUUCAGUGGAUUUAAAAUGGUGCCAUAAAAGGAAAUGUUACUCAGCAUUGAUGUCAGGAGGUAUGGAGCAUCUACAGAACAUUGUUGAUCAAUGUUUCAGAAUGUUGGAUUCCAAAAGAAUUACAUCAGCAGGAAUUCAUAUUACAGAGAGUAUGAAAGACUCAAAGAUGUACACAAAAGUGAUAGAAGCAUUCAUGAAAAAACUGAAGCAAAUAAAUAAUGACAGAUAUGCUUUUGGAUUGUCAUUGAGAAAACUGCAGUUUCUUUUGUGCAAGGAACAGUAUGAGAAAAUGGAAUCAAGCUAUACUACAGACCCAAAUGUUUUCUAUAGCUUACUUCAAAGUGCAAUGGGGAAAGAUUCAAGCAAUAUAUGGAAAAAAAGGACUGUGAAACGACAAAGGGAUGUUUUAGUCUCUGUCUGUGGACCCUCCAGUGAUCAUGUAAAGAGAGCCAUGAAUGAGUUCAGGGAAUCAGCUGCAUAUGAACCAGGAAAUUGGUGCGUCAAAAGGGAUUACAAGUGGGCAUUUGUUUCGAGCAUCACCAAUAUCAAAUUGAAUGAGGCUAUGGAACAGGGAGUUUCAACAAUAGAAAUAAAAGAAGAGGAUGGGAUUUAUCAUUAUGAUAUUGACUAUAUGGUGAGGAAACUAGACAAGGAAACUGGAGAUAAAAGGCCAGAGAAAAUCAGAUGCCUUCCAGAUCACGAAGAAAGUAAACCAAGACCAGGAAUGGAUCUUUGGUAUGUUCUGUUAGGAGAUAAAUGGGUGCUCCUGCCAGAGAUUACCUGUAGGAUGCUGACAGAUGCCAAAAAGAUAAACAACAAAGAAGCUUGUGAUGAUCAAUAUGUGUAUGAUUUGACAUAUAAUGAAAGAAAACGAAAGGGAAGGGAGAGAGUUAAAGAGGAGAUUAUGUUUAUUAAAACAAAUGAUGAUGGAUAUGUGGAUUCAGAUGGAACAAAUACUAAGGCAAAGCAGUCCUCUACCAAUGGCGCAAAGCAGACAUGGGAAGACAAGGAGAGCAUUUUUGAGUUUGUAACUGGACAAGUUUCAUACCUGGAUACAGAAAAUGAGAUAUUAAAAAAUAAAAUUAAAAGCACUUUGGAUUCUGUUGGUUGCGAAGUGAUAACAAGAAAAGACUGCACUUUCUUUAUUAAGGGAAGCUUAUUGCAAAUAGAAAAAGUAAAUGAAUUGAUGAUGACCCCUGAUCAGAAAACUAGGUCCACUGAUACUGAAACCUUUACAGGUUUGGUAACCAUUGGUAUGUCUCACAAAGAAUAUGAAGUCUUUAAAUACUUCGGGACUAAAUGCCAGUGGUUCAAAAUGUAUGGAAACAAUCUGAUUUUUGAUGAAAAUGGUCUCAUGUGUGAAGUUCCUAUAGAUGUUGAAAAACAAGUAAAAGAAGAAAUGGAAAAACAUUUUGAAAAUGUAAAAAGAAUGCCUACAGAUUACACGCAAAUUAUUGAAAACCAGGAUUGUAAUAUUGUGGCAAUUACUCAAAACAUACAAGAACAAUAUCCAACUGUAUGUCUUGUUAGCAACAAGAAAGUAAUUGAACUUACCUCUGACAGUUAUGAAGAUCUUAUAAAAGUAAAGAACUUACUUGAACAUCAGAUGUCUGGGAUAAAAAACAGAAGGGCUAGGCGUACAUUUGAAAAAACUGUAAAUACAGAAGAUCCAAAAGAAGUAAAAUCCAUAAGUGAUGUUUACAAAGGAGAUGUGUAUGCUGGUAAAGGGUCUAAAUAUACAACGCAACAACAAAAGGAACUAGAAGUAAAGACCACAGAGGGUGUGAAAAUAAAGAUAUAUGCAGGAAGCAUCAUUCAUUUAAAUGUAGAUUGCAUUGUCAAUGCUGCUAAUGACCGACUUAUGCAUGGUGGAGGAGUGGCGGCAGCAAUAUCAGAUGCUGCUGGAUACCAGCUUGAUCAGGAGAGCAGGGAUUAUGUACAGAAAUAUGGUCCUAUUCCAGUCGGAAGAUGUUGUGUGACAUCUGCUGGCAAUCUACCAUGCAAGUUAGUGAUACACACAGUUGGGCCCAGAUGGGAUGACUAUAGAGAUAAAAAUAGGUGUUUGCAGCUUCUCUUUGACUCUGUUGAGGUUACCUUUAUAGAGGCAGAUAAAAGAGGAAUGAGUUCAAUUGCUAUUCCAGCAAUAAGUUCAGGUAUAUUUGCUGUACCCAGGGACCUGUGUGUUGAGCAAUAUUACAAAGCAGUGAUGUCAUUCAGCAGGAACCAUGCGUUUAAGAGUCUUCGGGAAAUUCACUUUGUAGAUAAGGAUGAAUCAAUGGUAAGAGCAAUACAGGAAGUAUUUCAACAGGAAGAGCCAUCUGCUUCCAACACAGAGAAAUCUGGAAACCUUGACCAAAAAAAUGACACUCCUUCAUUUGGUGCCGAGAAUAGUUUUAGUUCAACCAUGCCACCGUCUAAUGCCUUCACCAUUGUGCAUGUCUCAGAAAAAUUGAAAAUCAAAAUACAUAUAGGCAAUAUACAAGAUAUUGUUACUGAUGCCAUAGUCUGUCCACAAGACGAAUACUGUCGUUCAGAGGAUGUUAUUGCUAAAGAUAUUUUCAGAGAUAUUGCCAAUGAGAAACCCGUAUCCCAACAAAUGAAGUUAGGAAAUAGUUUCCUUCAACGACUCCAAGGAAAUUCACAAUGGAAGAUGAUCCUUCAUGCUUUUUCUCCUGUUUUUGACAAAGAGCAUGCAAAAGAUUCUACAAAAUUUGGAAAAAUAUUAGAUUCUAUGAUUCAAAACAUCAUGAAAACAGUAGAUGAGUCAAAGGUUGAAUCUAUUUCUAUUCCUCUUCUUGGAACAGGUAAAGGAGAAUACAAGACACCCGUUGAAAUAUGUGCUUCUAGUUUCAACAAAGCUGUUAGGGCAUCCGAGUCUGAGCUUAUGUUUCUGAAAAAUAUUUAUCUUGCUCUUAAGGACAAAGAAGACGAGGAAAUAUAUUUAGAUUUUUUUAGGUACAAAUAUGAAAUAACCAAUAGGACACUGAUGGAUUCUGGAAAUCCAGGUAGCUUAGCAAAAACGCUGAAAGGUACAUUAAAAGAUGUAGACAACUGUUGUAUCUGCAUGGAUACACCAACAGAACCAAAGCAACUACAAAAAUGUGGACAUAUAUUUUGCAAAGAAUGCAUUGAUGCGUCCUUUCAGUACAAACCAGCUUGUCCUAGUUGUGGCACGAUUUACGGGAAGGUGACUGGAGACCAACCGCCAGGGUCAGUGACUGUGAGGAAAAGCUAUACAAAACUAGAGGGAUUCAAUGACAGCAGUGGGUCUAUCAUUCUUACCUAUACGUUUGUCGAUGGAUAUCAAGGGGAUGAGCAUUCAGAGCCCGGAAAAAGAUACAAAGGAAUCACUCGUUCUGGUUAUGUUCCAAAUAAUGAAAAAGGCAGACUGGUCGCUAAGCUACUUAAUGUAGCAUUCAGUAGGCGGUUGGUGUUUACCAUUGGUCGGUCAAGAACUACAGGUCACGAUGGAGUAAUUACUUGGAAUGACAUCCAUCACAAGACCCGGCCAGAUGGGGGACCAGCAAAAUUUGGGUACCCUGACGCCACAUAUCUAGACAGAGUGUUAGAAGAGUUGGGGGCCAAAGGAGUCACCAAGGAGUCCGCAGAUGAUCCAGCGGAAUACAAGGAAUAUUCAAAACUUUUUAGAUAUUAAUAUACAAUAGAAAAUAAAGUGUCUUUUGUUCAUGUACAACUUUAUGUUUGUUCGUGUUAACUGAAAUUUUGAGUUAUUCUUGAUUAUGUUUUUGGAUUUCCUACAGAAGAAGAUAAAGAGUGAAUUUAAUUUUGUAUUUGACUGAAGCAAGGGAAUACUUCAUUAGACUGCAUUACACAAAUUGGAAUAAGGUUUGUUCCCAAAGCGUCCCCUAUUAAGUGAGCAGUCUAUUUCCCAUUUAUCUAUAUGUAGAUAAUACCAUAAAAUGGUUAAUUCUUUGUUAGAAUUCGCUAGGAUCUUUAUCCGUUUUCUUUUAUCUUUUAGCAUAGGAUCUUUAUUCGUUAUGUUAUAAUUAUCUUGUAAAGUGUUAUGAUUGUAUUGAUAUAUAGUGUACUUUAUGCAUUCUGAUUGAUACAAAACAGUCUAAAAAAUUACGAAGCUAAUUUUUUUAUGUAUUGGAGUAUGAUGAAAUAUUUAUUUUGAUGUAUAUUAGAUUGAUAUAGAAUGUUCUAAAUUGUUCAGAACCUUUUGGUGUAUUUUAUAGUAAACCGAUGAUUAGUGUAAAACGAAUAAAACUGUUUUUAUAAUGUACAUGUUUGUCAUUUUCCCCUGAUAUGAAAUUGUAAUUUUCAUUUAUCCAUACUUAAAAAUCUUUAAUUUUUCCUUAUAUAAAAGACGCACAAUACGUU